This is a messenger RNA of Daphnia carinata, 520 nucleotides long. It is a transcript of the gene mRpS21, whose product is annotated as small ribosomal subunit protein bS21m-like. Bases 169 to 435 code for a protein of 88 amino acids. The record is from RefSeq and is a predicted model, not a curated record. Gene Ontology annotation, molecular function: structural constituent of ribosome. The transcript is spliced from 4 exons. Gene Ontology annotation, biological process: translation. Gene Ontology annotation, cellular component: ribosome. Lineage: Eukaryota; Metazoa; Arthropoda; Branchiopoda; Diplostraca; Daphniidae.
ACAAUAAAUUCUUAAAAUAGUAUGGCCAAUUAAUCGAUUUUAAGUAUUCAUCGUUCAGCGAAGCAGACGACUAUAUCAAUUUUGUCAUUUUUGCGAGCAAGCUCUUUCAUGUAUCUUGACUUUCCACUGCUAUAAGAUCAGGGGGAUAUACCAAAAAAGGUGUGCAAGAUGAUGGGCCAGCAUGCCAAGUUCAUUGCUAGGACUGUAUUGGUCCAAAACAACAAUGUCGAAGAAGCCUGUCGUAUUAUUAACAGGAUUAUGGGCUCAGAAGGAUGGUUUGAUCAGUAUCGUAGAACUCGACGAUAUGAAAAGCCUUACAUGGCCAGAAGGAGGAUCAAUUUUGAAAAAUGUAAAGCCAUUUACAAUGAAGACAUGAAUAGAAAAAUCCAGUUUGUGUUGAGGGCAAAUAGGGUGGACCCAUUUCCUGGUUGUUAGAAAUUCUUCAUCUGCAUAGUAAAACAUGAUUGUUCCAUAACUAUAAGGAAAUGUCUGUUUUAUUUUAUUAAACAUCUAAAACAGC